AUGGGGUGUUUACAGAAGAACAGUAUACAUUGUCAAUUUUUAGUUGGACAAGGUUACGAUGGAGCCUCUGCCAUGAGUGGAUAUUUACAUGGUGCUCAAGAAUACAUAAAAAAAGAUUUUCCCAUGGCACUUUAUGUACAUUGCAGUGCUCACUCGCUCAAUCUAGCGUUGGCCAACGCCUGUUCAUUGCCCUCAAUAAGAAACUGUAUUAGCACCAUUCAAACUUUUGGAACAUUUUUUCGCUCAUCGGCUCAAAGAAGUGAAUUAUUGAGAACAACUAUUAUCGAAACUCUUUCAGAGACAAGGCAUACCACAUUAGUUGCAUUAUGUGAAACUCGUUGGGUUUAUAAGCAUGAAAGUGUCAUGCGGUUCAAAGAACUAUAUCCCGCUAUUAUUGUUGCAUUGGAAAAAUUGGAGUCAUCAAUAAAUAAAGAAACUGCUCAAAAGUCUUGUCAGUUAUUAAGUACAAUUAAAGACGCUAAAUUUGUUAUACCUCUCGUAAUAAUUGAAAAUAUUUUUUCGUAUAUAUUGACAUUGUGUAAACAGCUACAGACAAUUAAUGCUGAUUUAGUCGAAGCAUGCAAUCAUGUUGAUGAUGUGUUAGCCGUAUUAGACGAAAUGAGAGAAAAUAACAAACAACAUUUUUCAGACCUGUUUUCUGUUGUUGCCAUCAUGUUGAAUAAAAAUAAAGAAGACAUUGUUUUGCCUCGUAUCGCUAAUAAACAAACACACCGUAGUAAUGUGCCCUCUCAUAGCUCUGAAGAGUAUUACAAUUUUAAUAUUUUUUUGCCAUUUCUCGACUAUAUCAGAUCACAGCUUUGUGAUAGAUUUCAGAAACACAAAUCUUUAAUAAGUUCAUUACAACAAAUCAUUCCAAGUAAAUGUAUAAUCGCUACCAAUGAAGAAAUAAACGACUGUGUAAACUUUUAUUCUCAGAUAUUGAUUGAGCCUAAUGCUUUCAAAGCUGAAUUUGCAAUAUGGAAGACAAAGUGGCUAAAAGAAGGAUCUCGCCCAAAAACAGCAAUUGCAGGACUUGACAAUUGUAACCCUCUUUUAUUUCCUAACAUAAGGAAACUUCUACAAGUCUUAGUUACUAUGCCUAUGUCAACAGCGACACCAGAAAGAACAUUUUCAUCUUUAAAAAGAUUGAAAACGUAUCUCAGAAAUUCGACUGGUGAAACACGCCUCAAUGGAUUGGCUUUAAUGUCAGUUCACCGGGACAUCAAUGUUGAUCCAGAAGAGAAAUAUUUAGCUGUUGAAGAUUACAGCGUACACUGUGUUUAA
Molecule: messenger RNA, 1284 nt
Organism: Sipha flava (yellow sugarcane aphid)
Lineage: Eukaryota; Metazoa; Arthropoda; Insecta; Hemiptera; Aphididae
Product: 52 kDa repressor of the inhibitor of the protein kinase-like
Exons: 2
Coding region: 1-1284 (427 amino acids)
Molecular function (GO): protein dimerization activity
Source: RefSeq, a predicted model, not a curated record